AUGCUCAACGCAUUCAAAACCGUCCCGACGAGGGCGGCAACGCUCCUCCUGGUCUGGUUAUUCAUCCUCAGAAUCUCGGGGAUAUACCUAUUCACCCGUGGGUUCCUCCUCUCACGCCUUUCUCUUAGCAAUACCAACGACUGCAAAACAUGCACGCUUCCGCCCACUCACAAGAGGGCAAUAUUCCUCAUAAUUGACGCCCUGAGAUUCGACUUUAUCUCUCCGGACCCUCCGAGUCCGCCCAACGAGGCACACCACCAUGUCUUCACCCUGCCGCAGGAGCUCUCGGCCAAAUACCCUCAUCACUCUUUUAUUUUCAACGCACACUCGGAUCCUCCAACUGCAACAAUGCAACGAAUCAAAGGAGUGACGACCGGUUCGCUACCGACCUUCAUCGACAUCUCGGCAAACUUUGGUGCUACGUCAAUCGAGGAGGAUUCCUUGCUGUCUAGAUUAAAAGCAGCGGGUAAAAAGAUUGCAUUCAUGGGAGACGACACCUGGAUGAGCUUAUACGCCGAUUUGUUGGAUGAAAGCCAUCCAUUCGAUUCUUUCAACGUCGAAGAUCUUCACAGCGUGGAUAACGGUGUCGUCGAGCAUCUAUUCCCACUGCUACAACAGCCCAUCAAAGACUGGGACUUUCUUAUCGGUCAUUUCCUAGGUGUCGACCAUGCCGGACACAGAGUAGGUCCUGGUCACUCUACAAUGAAGAGCAAGCUUCAGCAGAUGGAUCGAACAUUACGCCAGUUGUCAUUGGCGAUCAUGGAAUGGACACCAAAGGAGAUCAUGGAGGAGACGAUCCCCUGGGAGACCUCGGCGGCGACAUGGAUAUACAGCAAAUCCACGGCCCUCCGGGCAGCCGACUUUGGAGAGAUACCCGCGUUUCUUCUGCCAAAUGUUACAUUCCCUAAUGCUCCCUCUUCGCACCGUGGUAUCCAACAAAUCGAUCUCGUGCCAUCCCUCGCUCUUCUCCUCGGUAUCCCUAUCCCUUUCAACAACCUGGGUACUGUCGUUCCAGAGCUCUUUGCAAGGGGCGACAACCUUCGCAAGGCUCUGAAUCUGAAUAGCCAUCAGAUCAAACAGUACCUGGACGUCUAUCGCGCAAGUGCAUCCGGAGCAGAGCUAAACCCUUAUUGGGAGACUCUGGAAACAUCAUACCGGGGUACGACCGCUGGGUCGUCGCCAGAAGAAAAUCACUCGUUUGCUCGACUGGCACUCGAGAGCUGUCGCGCCUUGUGGGCUCAGUUUAGCAUGACCCUCAUUAUACUUGGGCUGGUGGUCAUUCUGGCCACCAUUCCGGCCACUGCUCUCUUCACGCGCUCCACUCCAGACUGGCCGGAUACAACGGUUGAUACGGUCGCAAACUCCAUGCUCGCCUUCUUGGUCGGUGCAGCCGCUGGCUUCGCCAUUCACAUCGCUCUCGCUAGCUUCCUAGCUAUGCCGAUGUCUUCACUCCAGACCACCUUGUUCGGCGGCAGCGCACUGGCAGCGAUUGCCUUAUCAUACGCCAACACACCUGUGUCUACGCUGAGAAUCUCCAAAUCGACCUUCGUUCUCCUCAUUCAGUCCAUCCUUCUCUUCUCCAAUUCAUUCGUCUUCUGGGAAGAGCGAGUCGUUCCGUUCCUCUUGGUCACCAGUGUCACGAUAUUGGUAAUUCCCCUGCGAACCGCCUCUGGUCGACUACUUCGCCGCGGCCUCUUCUUCUGGAGUGUAUUUGUCGCAUGCGUGCGGCUCAUAAAUCUCAGCACUGUCUGUAGAGAAGAACAGGGAGCAUAUUGCCAUGUGACCUUUUACUCAUCAUCCGUUCUACCGUCACCUCCUCUUCUCGUCCUUUUGGCAAGCAUUCCAGUCGCUCUCAUGCUACCGACCGUCGUCAGACGGUUUAUGAAGAUUGCCGCAGCAGAUCACGCCCUCGCGCCAAUCACCGUUGAAGGAUAUCUGCGUCUAGCACUCUUUGGAGGCACAUCGUUUUGGCUUUUCGACUGGCUAGAGAGCCAUCACAGCUCACUCGGUCUGGAUCAAACCAUUAGUACUACAACGAUUCGUAUAAUUCGCACCACCAUCUCCAAAAUCAUCAUGUGGACAAGCGGCCUCGGACUCGCAGUCUGGUCUGCGAGCCCCCUUAAUCUUGCCAUCCGAAAGCAAACAGAUGGCUCCGGAAAAGUGACUGUUCAAGUCCUUGGCUUCACCAACAGCUACGGCUCUUUCUAUCUAUCUUUCCUUCUUUACAUCUUUACGAGCAUCUGGAUCACAUCUCAACUCUCCGCCCAGAUAUCCCUCGCGCUUUGCUUUACCGCAUUCCUUGCCUACCUCGAACUUGUGGACACCGUCCGCGAUGUGACCCCAGCAGAAAGACCAGGUAUAUAUCGUGCGCCAACCCUCGCACAAGUAACACCUGUUGCUCUUCUGGCACUCCAAGUAUUUUACGCGACGGGCCACCAAGCGACACUCAACUCGCUACAAUGGAAGUCGGCGUUUAUACUCAGUGCUGAACGAAGCCUAUGGUCGCCUGUAACGGUGACCUUGAACACAAUCGGUCCGGUGUUCAUCGUGGCGCUCGCCACGCCAUUGUUGGCACUAUGGGCAGUGGAGCCCUUUAAUCCAACAUCAAGCGUUCAAACUCAGCAAAGAUAUGUCGUCCGUGGGGCCCUGCGGAGUAGUUUGCUCAUCAGCAACUACUUCACGGUGAUUCUACUGGCUAGUGCCGCUUGUGCCAUGGUUCUCCGACGGCAUCUUAUGGUGUGGAAAGUGUUUGCUCCUCGAUUUAUGCUUGCGGCACUGUGUACCAUUGCGGUCGAUCUUGCUGGGAUCAUUGGGAUGUUUGGUGGAGUCGGCACCGUUGUACAGCGCGUUUCAUCAACGUAUCAGGGAGUGACAGAGUAA
Serendipita indica DSM 11827 is the source of this 2880-nucleotide messenger RNA. NCBI's taxonomy places the organism in Eukaryota, Fungi, Basidiomycota, Agaricomycetes, Sebacinales, Serendipitaceae. The record is from the annotation of a GenBank genome assembly.